AUGCCCCCCGACGCCUACUACCCCCUCCACCAGCUCCCGUACCACGUCAGCCCACGGCCCAGCCUCGACAUGGCCUAUGCCCUUCCCUACACCCCCGUCCGCUACGACCACCGCGCAUUCGUUACCCCAGACAGCUACGGCUCGGGCGACGACGGCUGGGGCGACAAGCGUAGAGACACCGACGAUUACGAGCGCGUCGACAGUCCGAGGAAGAAGCCACGGAUAACGUUACCACGAGGGCAUGCAUGUGUUGCUUGCAGCAAAUGCCAGGAAGGCAUCAGGCCGUGUGCCACUUGUAUCAAGGCGAACAUAGAGUGCAAAGACGAAGACAUUCCGAGAAAGAAACCCAGAAAUGUGUUGUUGGAAGAGCGUAUCCUCGAACUCGAGAGCAUGCUUGGUAUUCGCAAGGGCUCGUCCGCGCGACCUAGCAUAUCUACGUCCAGCUUUUCCACCGACUCGGGCCCCUCUUCCGACUUUAUGGCAGGCGAGCCGUUAUACAGCGGUCCCAGCCGCAUCAGCACCCCCUACGUCGGCUCUCAGCCACUCAUCAUGCCCCCGCCCCUCUCGUCAGCCAGCCCGCAUAUGGAGCUCGACAUUAUACCGGGAUCAUCCAUCGAGCUCGCUUUGAUUCAGUACAUUCUACCAUACACCCCACACCUCCUCAUUCCCGUUCACCCUGAACGACUUCUCGCAGAGCUGUCUCUGUCUAGCCACGACCCGUCACGACCCCAUCCGGCGCUUCUGUAUGUGCUCUUUUCCGAGGCCGUUCGCCACUUGGAAGCCGGUAUUCCCCCUACUAGCCUUCCCAAACCACCCUACCUCUUCCAUCCAUCCCUCACCCCGCCCAUACCUUCGACAGGCAUCAACCGUGACUCGCUCCUCGCGCAUUUAGGCGGUACAGCCCCGCUUUUGCUCGAACGCGCGAGGCACGAGCUGGAUGUGGGUAUACGCCAGUUUGGUAGGGUCUUUGACCUUUCGAGGGCGGCUGUAGGUAUCGCGAGGUCGUUGUAUACCCAAGGAAGGUUUGUGGAAGGAUGGUCGAUACCGGUAGCCAACCUCGCCAUCGCAUGUGGGCUCCACCGUAUAUCGGGCGGGUACAUCCCCCCGCCUCCUUCCAUCCCCCCCGCCACCAAAAUCGCAAGUAUUCCCGACCCUUAUGCAAGGGAACACGAGUACAGCCAUGCUCAUACAUACGGCCGACCUCAAGUGGGACAGCCGCAGUUGAGGAUGAAGGUGGUGUUGGUCCCACCCGCGAGGGAUGAGAUUGAAGUUGCGGAAAGGGUGAUGACGUUUUGGGCGGUCAAGAGACAGUGUUGGACAAUGUCGAUUGGGUGGGGUUGGCCGGAUCCGUUGCCAGAUGAAGAAUGCACGACCGAGUGGCCUUGGGGCUGGGGUCAUGUUGAAUUGGGACAGGCGGGGGUAGCAAAUGAGAGAUAUUCCCUGAUGGACCUAUUCGACCCAUCUUCGGCUAUGCACACCAGCACCCAGGCGGACACAACUUGUACACUAGCGACAAAAAGCACGGCGCUGUUGGCUCGCGCCAGCUCCUUGUCCGACUUGCCGCAUUCGCAGCGAACUGUAGCGUUGCCCGAUGGGACGGUGGUUGCGACCUACAUGGCUCCGAUGCCCGAGAUUAAAGAUCUCCAAACCGCCAUUGCGCUCUUCAGACAACAUAUCCCCGCCCCAUUCACUUUCCCUCCUUCCCCUGCUUCUUCCGCCCCUCUCUCCGGCCCUUCUACGACCCCACCUUCCCCCACCGCUUACCCCGACAUAUACGACGGCCCCUCCGACCCGUUCUGGAUACUCUUGCACACAAACUUGUAUACAGCUGAAAUGUUGAUGUGGUGGGAGAUGGCGAACCAUCAAACCGAAGCGCACCGUUCGGCUGUACAAUGUGCAAGGGCGAUUAUAGGGCUGGUCGUCCUCGUUCCGGAUGAGAAAUGGGCCAAUGUCGACGUGCUCUCGGCACUGGGCUUGUCGUAUGCCGCGAGGGUGUUGAAUAAAGAAGCCUAUCUUCUUCAAGCUGCUGGUUCUAUCGAAAGAGCCGAACGCGCGAUAUCAGACUCUGAAGUACUCCGGCACUGUCUCGAAGGACCGAUCAACAAGUAUCUCAAGGUUGCGGGCGCUUUUUCACAGAUUGUGAAUCGUAUCAAGGCAGGGCAGUCGGAAAAGGUUGGAGAGUAUGAGAGAGUGUAG
This is a messenger RNA of Cryptococcus wingfieldii CBS 7118, 2196 nucleotides long. RefSeq lists its product as hypothetical. Gene Ontology annotation, cellular component: nucleus. Gene Ontology annotation, molecular function: zinc ion binding; DNA-binding transcription factor activity, RNA polymerase II-specific. NCBI's taxonomy places the organism in Eukaryota, Fungi, Basidiomycota, Tremellomycetes, Tremellales, Cryptococcaceae. The coding region runs from base 1 to 2196 and encodes 731 amino acids. Gene Ontology annotation, biological process: regulation of DNA-templated transcription. The record is from RefSeq and is a predicted model, not a curated record. The transcript has 6 exons.